AUGGAAGUAUGUUAUCAGUUACCGGUCUUGCCUCUGGACAGGCCGGUUCCCAAACACGUGCUGAGCCGGAGAGGAGCCAUCAGUUUCAGCUCCAGCUCCUCUCUGUUCGGCGCUCCGGAUCCGCGCCAGCUUGCUCAGAGACGCGGUGCGAUCUCCUACGACAGCUCUGAUCAAACUGCUCUCUACAUUCGUAUGCUAGGAGCUUGUGUAAUAUUCAAACAGCUGUUUUCAAGAGAUGUGAGAGUGAGGAGCCGGGUAGGAUUCGAACCCGAACGGAGAGGCUCGCACCCAUACCUGGGGGUCGAUUUCCGCACCUUGCACUCCCGCGCCGAGUCGGCCGGAUCGAUUCCAGCCCGGAGGAUCCGAAGACUUUUCAGUUUUCAGCGUCACCUGCUGGCAUCCCGGUUUCUGCGUGGAGCUCCACACCUGAACCCCCUCCACAUCCUGGAUGAGGAUUACUGCGGCCAAGCCAAGUGUAUGCUGGAGAAGGUUGGAAGCUGGAAUUUUGAUAUUUUCCUGUUCGACAGGCUGACGAACGGAAACAGCCUGGUGUACCUGACCCUAAACCUGCUGAAUCAUUACGGCUUAAUAGAGCUCUUCCAGUUAGACGUGGUUAAAGUGCGGCGUUUUUUAGUUUUGGUUCAGGAGGACUACCACAAUCAGAAUCCUUACCACAACUCGGUCCACGCUGCUGAUGUGACUCAGGCCAUGCACUGUUACCUGCAAGAGCCCAAGCUCGCCACGUCCCUCACUUCCUGCGACAUCCUUCUGGGCCUGCUGGCAGCAGCCACACACGACCUGGACCAUCCAGGGGUCAACCAGCCCUUCCUCAUCAAAACCAAGCAUUAUCUCGCCUCUCUGUACAGGAAUACCUCAGUUCUGGAGAAUCAUCACUGGAGAUCUGCGGUGGGUCUGCUCCGAGAGACCGGACUCUUCUCCCAUCUUCCUCUAGAGGACAGUCUGAACUUGGAGAGGCAGCUGGGCUCUCUCAUCCUGGCUACAGAUAUCAGCCGGCAGAACGAAUACCUGUCCAGGUUCAGGACUCACCUGGACCAGGACGACCUGCAUCUAGGGAACGCCUCUCACCGCCACUUCAUCCUGCAGAUGGCGCUGAAGUGCGCUGAUAUUUGUAACCCUUGUCGACCCUGGGAGCUCAGCAAGCAGUGGAGUGAGAAAGUAACAGAAGAAUUCUUCCACCAAGGAGACGUCGAGAAGAAGCACAAACUUGAAGUGAGCCCACUGUGCGACAGCGAGACCAACUCCAUCGCCGACGUUCAGAUCGGUUUCAUGACGUACGUGGUGGAGCCCCUGUUCGGCGAGUGGGCUCGUUUUUCGGACACGCGCCUCUCUCAGACCAUGCUGGGCCACCUGUGCCUGAACAAAGCCAGCUGGAAGGCCGCGCAGCCCGAGGAGAGCGAGUGCGAGCAGGAGAGCCGCUGCAAAGCCUUACCUCAGGGAAGCGUCGACUCCUGACAUGACAUGACACCGCCCCGGCUCCGCCCCGUCCUGGCCCCGCCCCGGCCCACCCCCGGCUUUUUACCUUCACUCACUUCUGAUUUGAUCACCUCCCAUCGUGUACCACUGAUUUAUUUAAUUUUAAAGCCCUUUAAUUUUUCUCCAUUGACAUAAAGCAAUACAUGGAUACCUCAUUCAGCUACUGCUGCAAAUUUUUCCUUUUA
Messenger RNA from Trichomycterus rosablanca, 1679 nucleotides. It is a transcript of the gene pde7a, whose product is annotated as phosphodiesterase 7A. The coding region runs from base 1 to 1473 and encodes 490 amino acids. The record is from RefSeq and is a predicted model, not a curated record. Lineage: Eukaryota; Metazoa; Chordata; Actinopteri; Siluriformes; Trichomycteridae. The transcript is spliced from 14 exons. Gene Ontology annotation, molecular function: 3',5'-cyclic-AMP phosphodiesterase activity.